ACAGCAUGAAAUCCACACUGCGCACGCGCAGAGUCGCGCGUCUUGUCGCCACACUCUCAAAUUGACAUUGUCGCCGCCGCCACUGUGUUCUAACGUUGUUAAUCGGUGCGUACAUGUACAAAUACAAAUUUGUUUGAAAGUGUAAUAAUCGUUAAUAUUUGUUUGUGUCGGGUUACGUUAGUCUGAGCGCACUUCCGCUUUCGUGUUAGCUUAGCUGGCUACUUAGCUUAGCUUGUUAGCUGCUAACAAAGAAAGGCGGAAGUGACUAACAUCGCCAAACAGAGAUUAAAUGUAAAUACAAAGUGUUUUUAUUGCGAGAACAUGUGCGAAAGAACGAUAGCAGGGUACGAGGAGAAACGUUCUUUAACAAAAGAGGAGAACGAAGAACAUCAACUACUGGACGCUGUUUUCAAGACACAUCAAGGUGUGUUACACAGAACAGACGUCUGUAAGGGACAUCUUCUGCCCGAGCAGCAGGGAUGGACCUCCGGGACGCAGCAGGACAAGUCACACCCCGCCAACAUUAAAGAUGAGGAGGAGGAACAUCGCAUCUGCCAGGAGGGAGAGCAUUUUGAAGGACUGGAGGUGUUCCCGUUAACUGUUGUCAUUGUGAAGAGUGAAGACGAUGAGGUUGGAAGUGAAAGUGAGGAGAAGAGAGAGGCGGAGCCUCCAAGCGGCAGCUCAACACAACACAUGACAACAGAAGCUGAUGGAGUCCACUGCGGAGGAUCAAAAGCAGACAAGCUCUUAGCUCCGCUAUCAGAUAGUGACGAGACGACGUCUCACUCGCCUGACACUGAUGACGGAGACUCUAAAACUGAUAAGACGUGUCCCACUGACAACCCACACUUUCAGUGCUCUCACUGUGACAAAACCUUUAAUCAUCGUCGUAAUCUGACAACACACACGAGAAUACACACCGGAGAGAAACCGUUUUCCUGUGCAGUCUGCGGUAAAAGUUUUCUACAAAACGGUGAUUUGAAAGUACACAUGAGAAUACACACCGGAGACAAACCGUAUUCCUGUUCGAGCUGUGGCAAAGACUUCACUCAGAGGCAACAUUUGAAAACACACAUGAGAAUUCACACCGGAGAGAAGCGAUUUUCAUGUUCAAUCUGUGGCAAAUGUUUCAUUGAAAACGGCGUUUUGAAAAGACACGUGAGGACACACACCGGGGAGAAACCAUUUGUGUGCUUAGUGUGUGGCAAAAGGUUCUCCCAGAAGCAUAGUCUGAAAAUGCACGCGGCCAUACACACCGGAGAAAAACCUUUUUCCUGUUCAGUCUGCGCCAAAGGUUUUAUGCUAAAUAUCGAUUUGAAAAUACACACGAGAAUACACACGGGUGAAAAACCAUUUUCCUGCUCCAUUUGUGGUAAAAGUUUUACACAAAGUCAACAUUUGAAAAGACACAUGAGAAGACACACUAGUGAGAAACUGUUGAGCUACAGCGUGUGCGAUGAAAGAUGUUCUUACGAGGGCGUCGCUGAGAACUGCAGCAGCAAAUGAAUCUGAAGGAUUUUAAAGACUGUCAAAACUUUUAACUUUUCAUUUUUAGGUCAGUGUUUUUAUGUGUAGUGCAGGCAAAGAUAAACAACAUUGUGUAUCGAUAUUUAUGUGUUGGAUUUUUUUUUUAAAGAAAACCAUACAAAUCAAUUAUCUUUAACAUACAAUAAUGUAUGUAUUCAACCAUCCAUUUUUUUACUGCUUGUCCCUUUUUGGGGUCAUGGGAGGGUCGCUGGAUCCUAUCUCAUCGCAGAUGUAUGUAUUCAGAUAUUCUUUAUUAUAUUUACACUUAUUUAUAAUUGUGUUUUCAAAUAUAUGAAGUGUGUUACAAAUUUUAAUUUUUAUAUAUUUCAAUUUGUAAAUGAUUCCAUAGAUCUAUAUACAUAUUUGUUUUACAUUUGUUCAUACAUUUGCUUUUAAAUACAAAAUAAUUAGGGACCGAUGUCCCUUUGGGACAGAGGACCCAAUUGAAUUUCUUAGGUUUUAUUAUUAUUAUUCUUUAUUAUUAUACCGCCGCCUCUUCGAGCUGUAAUUUGACCCUCUUAACAUGCUUAAAAACUCACCAAAUUUGACACACACAUCAGCACUGGCGAAAAUUGCGAUCAAAAUCAAAAAACCAAAACCCAAAAUUGCGCUCCAGCGCCCCCUAGGAAGAAAACACAGACAAAACUGUAACUUCCAGUAGGAACAUCGUAGAAACAUGAAACAAAAACCACUACGUAGGUCUCAGUUAGACCUAUAUUUCAUAAACUCAUACCUCAAUCAGGACGUUUGCAAUUCCCCUUCAAUACAAAAGUUGGCUAAAAAAUGUUUUGCUUUUUUUUCAAACAUUAUGUCCUCUGAGGCCGUUUGUCAUUUCGGCUUCAAAUAAGCAAGAGAAGAGAGAUUGAACCCUUCUGAUUAAAAGUUGAUGAAAGAGUUUUAAUUACCACCCCGGUUUGGAUUUUAUGAGCCCGGAAAGAACUGGCGGCUGGUGCUGUUGUGUGUACUGCUGUCACAAAAUGGCGGCUUCCUGCUCAGACAAAACUGCUUCUAACUCAAUGUAGGGUUGUCAUACACACAUGAAACAAAAUCCUCAAUAUAGGUCUCACUGAGACCUAUAUUUCAUACACUGACCGCCCCCAACUAAAAUCAACAGGAAGUUUGCUAUUCCCACUUCAAUACAACAGCUGCAUUAUAUUCACAAUGCAUUAAAGUCUCAUAGUAAUAACAACUGUUAUUACUAUGAGACUGAUGUAUAACAUGUGUAUAUUUUUUUUUCUCUGUGUAAUAAUCAUCCAUCCAUCUUCUACCGUUUAUCCAGGCUUGGAUCGCGGGGGCAGCAGCAGCUUUGAUUCCUCUUAUUUCCUAUAUGGGAAACAUUUUCUGGGCCACUUUUGGAAGCAUAUUAUGGUAAUCGGGUUGUACUUGUAUCACGCUUUUCUACCUUCAAGGUACUCAAAGCGCGUUGACACUACUUCCACAUUCACACACUGAUGGAGGGAGCUGCCAUGCAAGGCGCUAACCAGCACCCAUCAGGAGCAAGGGUGAAGUGACUUGCUCUAGGACACAACGGACGUGAGGAGGUUGGUAGAAGGUGGGGAUUGAACCAGGAACCCUCAGGUUGCUGGCACGGGCACUCUCCCAACGGCGCCCGCCGUCCCCUCCUCUUGGGUGCAUUUGUUCGACAUUAAAAAGAAAUAAACAAGA
Nerophis ophidion (straightnose pipefish) is the source of this 3192-nucleotide messenger RNA. Its product is annotated as gastrula zinc finger protein XlCGF8.2DB-like. Gene Ontology annotation, biological process: regulation of transcription by RNA polymerase II. Gene Ontology annotation, cellular component: nucleus. The transcript is spliced from 2 exons. Lineage: Eukaryota; Metazoa; Chordata; Actinopteri; Syngnathiformes; Syngnathidae. The record is from RefSeq and is a predicted model, not a curated record. Gene Ontology annotation, molecular function: DNA-binding transcription factor activity, RNA polymerase II-specific; RNA polymerase II cis-regulatory region sequence-specific DNA binding. The coding region runs from base 322 to 1506 and encodes 394 amino acids.